This is a messenger RNA of Sparassis crispa, 2343 nucleotides long. RefSeq lists its product as hypothetical. The record is from RefSeq and is a predicted model, not a curated record. Lineage: Eukaryota; Fungi; Basidiomycota; Agaricomycetes; Polyporales; Sparassidaceae. Bases 1 to 2343 code for a protein of 780 amino acids. The transcript is spliced from 3 exons.
AUGGCAGCGAUCUCCAACAAUCAAUCGACUCUCCCCGUCAGUCCUUAUAGUUCAUCGUCUUGUACUGCGAUAUUUCCCGUUACAAUCUCAUCCGUCUCAGCUCUUGCAGCGAACCUGCGCACACUUCUUGUUUGUGACCUCCAGCUGUCGGAAAUUGUUCUAGUAUCUCCCCGAUCUCUCCAUGGGGAAAUCCGCAAAAUCCUUCGUACGGUAUUCUCUACAGAAGAAUCCAGAGAUGUGCACACAGAGCUUUCGUUGCUUUCGUGGUUACCAGACACGGACGAGGACAUGGUUAUCCUGCGCGCUGCUCGGCAGGCGACCGCCGAUUUUGUGCUCCUUCUCGACAGCAGCGGCCUGAAAAGUGUUGAAAAUGGCACUCACGAGCUACUGUUAUCAUUCAAGUCUACUUCGAUAGAUCUUCCCAUUGGGCCACACGGCUUCGCCUCUGUCUCUAGCAAUUUGACUUGCCUUUCAGCGUCAGACCAGCCGGAAUCUGCUGUGUUCUUGGUGCCACCACUUAUCAUGCCAUCAUCACUUGUACCUGAUAUUGACUUGACUCCCGACCCUACGUAUGGCGUCUGGUAUUCUCUGGGAGAGCAAGUUGCCCGAGCACGAUCAGACAUGUCUGGGGGACUCGUGAUUGGAUCUCGAGCAGCUGGCUCCGAAUGGUGUCCGUUUGAUCAAAUGCAAGACUUACAUCGAGCUCCUGUUGAUCCUUCCCCCUUUGAUCCUUUCGAUAUGCUUGGCCUCGACACGAUUCAGCUCUCUCCCAAUCUAAGCGUACACCAGUCGUCCGGCAUCUCAGCGAAUAUGGCAGACUCCUCCAGUUCAUUCCUUCUCCUGUUCCCUUCUCUACGAGAUUUGAGGAUGUUCUCUCCUGCUGCUUGUCGACUGCUGCGCCACGGCUACAGAUUGCACGCGCUGUUGUAUGCUGAGGCGGCCACACGAACAAAAGACUUCGUUGAUGCUGGAGAUCAUCAAGUGUUUUCUGACGCCGAUUGCCGACUCAAGUACGAGUCGUAUCGUUGGCCUGAAUCCGGUUUCAAGGCAGAAAGUGACAUCUCUGACUGGCUUCAAACCCUAGGUCCCGCCGUCGACGUGAUCAUUGCAUCUUCCGACCGCAGUCAACCUUCCUUUUACAUUGAUCUCCUGUUAGAAUACCGCCGUAAUCACGACAGACCAUCGAUGGUCCACAUUCCUCAGGGUGAUCUCCCCUACUGUGACUGGAUGGGGACGCUAUCAUUACAAGAGUGGAUGGAUUGGCAUAUGCCUCAAGUCGAUAUCUCGGUGGUCACAAAUGACAGACCUUGGUCACUCAAUCGUCUCUUGUCCUCAUUGUCAUCCGCGCGAUACUUUGGAGACUCCCUUGAUUUGCGCAUAAACCUUGACCAGACUGCCGACCCAGAGACAUUGGAUCUCGUGGACGAGUUUGAGUGGGAGCACGGACGUGUGUCCAUCCACCACCGCGUUAUCCAUGGUGGACUACUCCCAGCUGUUGUCGAGUCAUGGUAUCCACACUCCAACCACUCCUACGGCCUCAUCCUAGAAGACGAUGUGGAGGUUUCGCCGCUGUUCUACGCUUGGAUCAAGAUGUCUAUUCUACGCUACAGAUACGGCGCUCCCCAAAAUGUAUCUCCUCAGCUCUUCGGAAUAAGUCUCUACCAACAGAAGCACCUUGAACUCCGCCCUGAAGGACGCCACGCCUUCAACGCCCGUAGCGCAUUCGCAGCAGCUAACCUACCGGAUCCAAUCACUCCUUACCUUUCGCAGAUCCCAUGCAGUUGGGGCGCAGUCUACUUCCCCGAGCAGUGGCGCGAGUUCCACGCAUAUCUGGCAUUUCGUCUCUCCGAGUACGCCUGGGACGUCGACGAGGCUGUGGUGCCCGCAGUGCGCUCAAACAACUGGUCGCGCUCAUGGAAGAAAUACUUCAUCGAACUUGUGUACCUCCGUGGCUACGUCAUGCUGUACCCAAAUUACGAAGAUUACAUCUCUUUGUCGACAAACCAUCUAGAAGCUGGGUCCCACGUCAAGGACGUGCCGAGCGAGACUUACCUGCGGAAGAAGAGGCUCUUCUUGCUCCCGCUCAUGGCGCUGCCUGAUGUGAUUGACUGGUUGUCACCCCUUGUCACUGGACUUCUGGACCUCCCCGGCGGAACCCUACCUCGAUGGCAGGAAAUGCCUGUACUUGACCUGCUAGGAUUGCCGACCGCGGAGGAGUCAUUGGUGCAACGUGGAAGGCUCCGCAGGGACGAAUUGACUGGAUGUGUAGAUUCCCCGAUCACUAUGCACGAUGCAGCGGACCUACUUUGUCUCCAGAAUACCGUUUUUCAGCCCACACCGUGA